This is a messenger RNA of [Torrubiella] hemipterigena, 687 nucleotides long. The record is from the annotation of a GenBank genome assembly. Lineage: Eukaryota; Fungi; Ascomycota; Sordariomycetes; Hypocreales; Clavicipitaceae.
AUGCUUCACCAAAAUCUGCUUUCUCUGGCCGCUUUGGCUCUAUCGGUUUCGGCAAGCCCAGUCCCAGCAGCAGCAGACUCUUGUGCGCGACCAGCAUCAUGCCCCAGCUAUACAAUUAUCAAUGCAAGAGGCACGACUGAGCCCCAGGGCGAGUCUGUUGGCUUCACGACCAUGAACAAGAAGGUCCUUGACACGCUCGGAGGCGGCAAGAUUUAUAAUGUCGUUUACCCUGCCGACUGGACCCUCAAGGCCGAGGUUGGCACUGCCGAUAUUCUCAAAUUUGUCAAAGAGACUCUGGCCAAGAACCCCAGUGAAUGCCUGAUCCUCGAAGGCUACUCUCAGGGUGCCAUGGCUGUGGUCGGUGCCUUGAAAGAGUUUACUGCCGACCAAUCUGCUGCCGUCAAGGGCGUCUUUGUGAUUGGAAACCCGAGACACAAGCCCGGAUUGGCGUGCAAUGUGGACUUGCACGGCGGCGACUCAACCAGGGACGCCGUUGGCUUUCUCUAUGACAAGAAACAGUUUAUUCCUGAUUCUUAUGUUGGCAGAACCAUGGAUGUGUGCAACUUUGGCGAUGGAGUCUGUGAUAAGUCCCACGGGCUGGGAGUCAACGCUGAGCAUCUUGCGUAUCCUGGUGACGCACAGAUGCAGGAUAUGGGUGCCAAAUUUGUUCUCAGCAAGCUGGCUUAA